Plasmodium gallinaceum is the source of this 2340-nucleotide messenger RNA. RefSeq names its product phosphoacetylglucosamine mutase, putative (gene PAGM). Lineage: Eukaryota; Apicomplexa; Aconoidasida; Haemosporida; Plasmodiidae. The record is from RefSeq and is a predicted model, not a curated record. Gene Ontology annotation, biological process: carbohydrate metabolic process; UDP-N-acetylglucosamine biosynthetic process. Gene Ontology annotation, molecular function: magnesium ion binding; phosphoacetylglucosamine mutase activity. Bases 1 to 2340 code for a protein of 779 amino acids. The transcript has a single exon.
AUGAGAAACAUAAAAGAAAGCUUAUUUUAUGUCAAAAUAAAACCAUGUAUUGAAAAAUAUUUACCAAAUUACACUAUUGAAGAAAAUAUAAAAUUCGAAUCUACUUUUGAAUUUACUUAUGGUAAUAGCGGAUUUAGAGAUAAAUAUGAAACAAAAUCUUGUGAUUUAUUAAAUGCUUUAAAUAAAAGUGGAAUAUUUAUAGGAUUGUUAUUUAUUAAAUAUAAUUAUGAAAUAAGUAAAAAGUAUAAGUUAUUGGAUUUUAAUUCAUUAGAUGAAAAGAAAGAAUAUUUUAAUUUACAGAGUGCAGAAAAUAUUAAGUGGAACAAUGUAGGAAUUAUUAUAACAGCAUCUCAUAAUCCUCAUAAUGAAAAUGGAGUAAAAAUAUUAGACUAUAAAGGAAGACAAAUAAAUGAAGAAUAUGAGUAUUAUUUAAUGGAUCUUGUAAAUAGACAUUUAAGAUAUUUAGAGAAAAAUAAAAAAUGCACAAUUGAUGAUAUAGUGGAUAAUAUAAUUGAUUGCAUUGCACAUAUUUUUGAAAAGGAAACAGGUCUUAAUAUAUUUGAUAAUUACGUAUUUAAUAAUAUAAAAAAAUUAGAUGAUAUAAUUUAUAAAUGCAAUAUACAUAACACAUUAAAGGCAAAUAUAUGUAUAGGUUUCGACACUAGAAGUAGUGGAUUACCCUUAAAUAAUAUUAUUAUAGAAUCUUUAAAUUGUUUAAAUAUAUAUAAAUGCAUUAAUAAUAUGUGCUAUAUAACAACUCCAUGUAUGCAUUUUAUUAUUAAUUUUCUGAAUAAUAUUUUUGAUGAUAACAAGAUUAAUACUAAUAUUCUUACGAGUAACAACUAUUCAAUUCAUAAAAAGAAAAAUGAUUUGGAAUACCUAAAAAAAUUUAAAUUAAAAAAUAACAAUUUAAUCAAAAAUUUAUAUUAUUUUAAAUAUAGUGAUAAUACACUCAGUGGAGACUUAAAUAAAUUGCAUGCAGUAAAUAUAAACAAAGAAAUUUUAAAUAAUAAUUUGUAUCAAGAUAAUGAUGUUCAUUUAUAUGCAUAUAACAGUGAUAAGUUUUAUUUUGAUUAUUUUAUAUAUCUAUUUGAAGAUCUUUAUGAUUACUUAAACAAAACGUAUAAUGAAGUCUUAACGAACAACUGCAAAGAGGAAAAAAUAUAUGUUGAUUGUUCAAAUGGUGUAGCAAGUCUGAAAAUUGAUAAUUUUAAGAAUAUAUUCAAUAUUUUAAAUAAAAAAAUAAUAAAAAUAAAUUAUAUAAACGAUGAAGAUAGUAUUUUAAAUUUUAAUUGUGGUUCUGAAUAUGUAUACAGCAAAAAAAAAGUACCUAUUAAUUCUCCAUUGGAAGAAAUAAAUUGUAAAUUUUGCACUUUUGAUGGAGAUGCAGAUAGGAUUCUUUAUUUCUUUUUAGAUAAUGAUAAAAAUGAUUACAAUAAUUUUACAAAUAAUCCUAAUGUAAAAAAUACUUUAAUUAAUAAUUCUUUUAACGAAAAUAAAAAUAAAGAUAAUAAUAUUGUUAUUUUAGAUGGUCCCAAAAUAAUUUGUUUAUUUUUAAAUUGCAUAAUCAAGAUGUUAUCACAUAUUAAGAUAAAUAAGGAAGAAUUAAUUUCAGAGAAGAAUAUAGAAAAAAUAGAUAUUAAUAUAAUACAGACUGCUUAUGUAAAUACUUCUUUUAUAAAUUAUCUCAAUAAUAUGAAAAAGAAAGUAAGUGAAGAAAUAGAUAUAUUUCAAUAUAUCAAUAUAAAUAUUAUAUGUACAAAAACUGGAAUUAAAUAUCUUGAUAAUGUAGCACGAAAAUCUUCAAUAGGAAUAUUUUUUGAGCCCAAUGGACAUGGUACUAUAUACGCAGAUAUAAAUCAGUUGAAUGAAUGGUCAACAAAAUUAUGUAUUAAUAAGGAUACAUCAUUUAUAGCUUUAAAAAAAUAUCUGCUUUUUUUUAAUCAAACUGCAGGUGAUGCUAUAGUUGAUUUUAUAGCAAUUGAAUUGACUUUAUCCUAUUUAAAUUUAAAUAUAAAACAAUGGGAUAACUUUUAUAAGCCUUAUCCUUCUUUAUAUAUAAAUAUAAUGUGUCCAAAAUAUAUUCUGCAAAAAUUGAAACCUCAUCCGCAACAUGAACAUUAUCUAAUUGAACCAAAAUGUUUACAACGAAAAAUCGAUGAAAUAGUUAAUGAAGUAGACUCAAAAAAUGCUAGAUGUUUUAUUAGACCUUCAGGAACGGAAAACUUGAUUCGCAUAUUUGCUGAAGCAGAAACAAGUAAAAAAGUGAAUGAAAUUUUAGAGAAGGUAAAAGAAAUUAUCUCUCAAUAUUUAAAAGAAAACCAAAAAUUAUCUGAAUAA